Molecule: messenger RNA, 1630 nt
Organism: Triticum dicoccoides
Lineage: Eukaryota; Viridiplantae; Streptophyta; Magnoliopsida; Poales; Poaceae
Product: fibrillin protein 5 homolog
Exons: 7
Coding region: 175-957 (260 amino acids)
Source: RefSeq, a predicted model, not a curated record
CUCCCAGACCGUGUCCACGACUCCACGUGUGUGCACUCUCCCAGAGGCAGAGCUGCCUAUCUCCGCCCCGCCAAUCAACGUCUUCCAGUAGCAACCUCACGCAUGGAGGAGAGCAUGGUGCAGCCCAAGAGUAGGCCCCGCGAGUGAGCCCGCCCGCCCUCCGCCCUGCCUGCCAUGGCAGCCUCCCUCCUCUCUCCCUCGGCUCACUGCCACUGCAUUACCACGCCCACCAGGGGAACCGGAACGCCGCUGCCUUCCCCGCGGUGCCACCCACCAGCUCCGCUGCGCCGGCCGCGGCCGCGGGGCGCGGUGCUGGUGGCGAGAGGCGCCGCGGUGCCUCCCGAGCAAAGCUUGACGCCUCAGUACCAGACGCUGGGCGACGCCAAGGCUGCGCUGUACCAAGCUCUGGAAGGUAUCGACAGAGGAAUAUUUGGCAUAACCUCCGCGAAAAGGUCCCAGAUUCAUGCUCUGGUGGAGCUCUUGGAGUCCCGGAAUCCUACACCGAAUCCCACCGACAAAUUGCACGACAAGGUGGACGGCUGCUGGAGGCUCAUCUACAGCACGAUUUCGAUUCUGGGAAAAAGGAGAACCAAGCUGGGCCUGCGAGAUUUCAUUAGCCUCGGGGAUUUCCUCCAGAUAAUCGAUGUCAAGGAGGAAAAGGCGGUGAGUGUCAUAAAGUUCAGCGCAAGAGCAUUGAAGAUAUUCUCAGGCCAACUUGCUAUUGAAGCAUCCUACACUAUCACUACAAAAACAAGAGUGGGUAUCAAGCUUGAGAGUUCAACAAUCACCCCAGAUCAGUUGAUGAAUAUCUUCCAGAAGAACUACGACAUGCUCCUUGCCAUAUUCAACCCAGAAGGUUGGCUCGAGAUAACAUAUGUUGACGAAUCUCUACGGAUCGGCAGAGAUGACAAGGCAAACAUCUUUGUUCUAGAGAAAACAGACCCAUCUCAAGUGUAAGAAGAUCCACGAAGCAAAAUGUGUGCAAAUAUUCGUAAUUUCUAACAAUGAGUGCAUCGACACUCAGAGAAGAUGCCACCUUUGUUAGGAAUUAAUUAAUUAGAUUAAUUAACUAUUAAUCACUGCUAUGCCGGUGCCACUUUUGGCAACUGCCUCCUUUUGUAACCGCCUUGUAAACUGGGUAUAAAUACCCCAAUCUUCAAUCAAUAGAAUAACUGUUCAUUCAUAUAUCUGUUUUCCAUUCGCUCCUCUCUCUCGAUUCUCUCUAACACGUUAUCACGCACGCCUCUUCCAGAGAGCAAUUAGGCCAAGAACUCGACGGCUCCACCGUCCCUGACCCUCCCUCCGGCCCCAAGGACACGAGGACCCUCGGCCUCGACAGCGCUCCAGCGGCGCAGCACCAGCGCGCGAUGCAGGCGGCUGAGGCACCCCAUGGUUGACGACGCCCUCCUCUGUAGGCGCGUCGAAGCGGCGCCCUCCGGCGCUUCAAUCCGCCACAUGACUGCCGACGACAGCGGCGGCAAACGGCAAGGCCUCUCUAUGGCCAGAGGAGGCCACUCCGGCGAUCUGCAAUUGCCGCAGACGAUGACUGGAGAAGUCUGGAGAAGUUGGCUACUAGAGUUUCGGCCACCACGCGAUUCACGGCGAAGACGAGAUGUUCCUCGUACAAAAA